AUGUCCCGGGUCCUGGAGUGGAAGAGGGCAGAGCAUAGUCCAGGAGCUCCUGGGGCCAGCUGCGAUGGCAGAGGUGGCAGAGGCAGCAGUGGGAGUGGCCCCUCAGGCGGUUUGGGGCCUAGAGCCACAGGCUCCCAUGAACCACCACUCUGCUUUAGACUGGAGAACCAUCUGGUUGGCUCAGUCAUUGGUCGUGGUGGGUCAAAAAUAAAAGACCUACAGCAUUCGACAAACACUACAAUACAGAUAAUAAGCAGGGAUUCAGAAGCAGUAGUGAAAAUUUUUGGCAGCAAAGGCCAAAAAGCAAAGGCCAAGGCAGCUAUAGAUACUCUUAUUAAAAGACAAGAAAGGUACCGUUCAGAAUCGGAUGUGGAUAAUGCUGCGUCCCAACCUCCUGUUGGGAGAGACGUAAGCACAGUUAACGUUGUCAGAGAAGCUCCGCCAUUGAUUGAUUGGGAUCGUAUUAAGGCAGAAGCCGUGGCCUGGGAGAAAAGAAAAUGGGCAGAUUUACCACCAAUUAAGAAAGACUUUUACACAGAAUCCAAAGCUACAAGCUCCAUGUCUAAAGAACAGGCAGACACGUGGAGGAAAGAAAAUUACAAUGUAAUGUGUGAUGACUUGAAAGAUGGUGAGAAGCGUCCCAUCCCUAAUCCAGCUUGUGAAUUUGAGGACGCUUUCUAUGCGUAUCCAGAACUUAUGAAAAGCAUAACAAGGGCGGGUUUUCAUAAACCAACACCAAUUCAGGCACAGGCAUGGCCCAUUGCCUUAAAAGGAGUAGAUCUUAUAGGAGUUGCCCAAACUGGCACAGGCAAAACAUUGUCCUACUUAAUGCGCAUAACUUCGUAUAGCAUACAUUAUACGAAGUUAUACGAUACAUGUUGA
This is a messenger RNA of Galeopterus variegatus (Sunda flying lemur), 882 nucleotides long. RefSeq names its product probable ATP-dependent RNA helicase DDX53. The transcript has a single exon. Lineage: Eukaryota; Metazoa; Chordata; Mammalia; Dermoptera; Cynocephalidae. Gene Ontology annotation, molecular function: RNA helicase activity; RNA binding; ATP binding. The record is from RefSeq and is a predicted model, not a curated record. Bases 1 to 882 code for a protein of 293 amino acids.